AUGUGCAACGCCGCAACAUCGAUGGUGUUCGGGUCCUACUCCGACUUGUUUGGAAGACGUUGGUUCAUCAUAUUUGGCAACACUAUUGUCUUUGCUGGACUCAUUAUCGCCGGAGCAGCAAAGAAUACAGAUACGUUUCUCGCUGCAUGUGCGAUAAGUGGACUUGGGGGGGGACUUGCCCAACAGUCGGCUUGGGCAGUGCCUGAGUUGCUUCCGAAUCGAGUUCGGCAUAUUGCUCUGGUCAUAACAGAGGCGAGCACUUGGACUUGCGUUACGCUUGGCCCUGUUGCAGCUCGACUAGCGUUCCACGAAGGAGCAAAAUGGCGGUGGCUGUUCUAUGGGCCUGCAAUUGGAGCAGGUCUUAACGCUGCGUUUUUAUCCUGGUUCUAUUUCCCACCGAAACAUCCUCGAGGAGUUCCCUGGGAUAAGGCAAUGAAAAUUAUAGACUACGUUGGAGCGGCUUUGUUUACUGCUGGUGGCAUACUUGUCCUGCUAGGUAUAGUUUACACUAAUCUCUUACCCGCCUCCAACCCCCGUGUCGUGGUACUGCUCAGUGUCGGGUUCGCCGUCAUUAUCGCGUUCGCCUUGUGGGAACGCUUUAUGCCAAUGGAAGCGCCGCUGUGCCCUCCAAAGAUAUUUGCGAAAAGCUGGGGCCGAGAAUUCACAUUUCCUCUCCUGGCGGCAACUAUCAUCAACAUGUUUUAUUAUUCCACUAAUAUUGCCUACAUUAGCCAGAUGAACAUAUUAUAUACCGACUCGUAUACUCCGCUGUCCUACGCACUCAAGCUGACCUUGCCACAAAACAUGGGGAUGAUGUGUGGACAGGCUUUGCUGGCACUCACCGGUUCCUGGAUAAAAUGGUGGAGAACUCAGUACUUUAUCUCAACGCUGUGGAUGGUGCUAUUCGGUACGCUAUUGGCCUUAGGAAACCAAGACAACCGAGGCAUGAUGAUGAGCUUUGCGUAUCUUUGUCAAUUUGGCUACGGAUGGUCUCUCACACUGAGUUUCGCCUUCAUUCAGCUUGGCGUGGAUCAGGUUGAGCUAGGAGUCGCCGGGGCUUUGGCCGGUGUUGGUCGCUGGACCGGCGGUUCAAUUGCCUCGUCAGUGUACACAACGAUCUUGACGAAUUCAUUGACAUCGGAGUCGGCCAAAAAGAUCCCCGCUGCGGCUGUCAGCGCCGGUCUAUCCGAGCAGAUGAUACCGGUACUCUUCAAAGCUCUCCCUAAUGGCCUGGCGGCAGUUCAGCAAGUUCCAGGACUUAGCAGUGUGGUGGCAGCCACAAUCUGGAAAGCAUGGCAAGAUAGCUACAUCAUUGCGAUCAGGAACGUUUGUCUUGCUUCACUAGGUUUCGGUAUAGUGGCACUGGUCCUCGUUAUUCCCUGUCGAGACUUGGCUCCGAAGAUGACGCCGAAAAUCGAGGUCUUUUUGGAAAAUGACGUGAAUGCGGCCAAGAACCGUUUCCACUGA
Molecule: messenger RNA, 1467 nt
Organism: Exophiala aquamarina CBS 119918
Lineage: Eukaryota; Fungi; Ascomycota; Eurotiomycetes; Chaetothyriales; Herpotrichiellaceae
Exons: 9
Coding region: 1-1467 (488 amino acids)
Biological process (GO): transmembrane transport
Molecular function (GO): transmembrane transporter activity
Source: RefSeq, a predicted model, not a curated record